AUGUUUCAACCUGAAAAGUCAAGUACACACAUCAAGGAAGACAAUAACAAAUAUCAUUUGGAUGGUCCAUUUUGUUCUCCAUCUGUUGUGGCAAGUUCAGUGGAAAAUCUCUGGACAACAUCAAAGGCAAAUUUGGGCAAGAUGCAGUUAAUGGAGGCAUUGUGGCUUGGUUGUGGAGCUCAGGGAAUGAAGGUUUGGUUGCCUUUGUUCCCAAGAGAUGAAGGCAAAACUCAUAAUUUCAUGUCCAAGAGAAUUAUGUUGCCAUUUAAGGUAGACAUUUAUCCUCUGGCUGUGUUAUUUGAAGAUGCUGUGAUCCUUGGCACAGGAAGUGAAGCAAUAUCCUAUUCCUUUGGUAGUUUGGACCGCCACUUACCUUCUGACCUGCCCUUCUGCAUGCUUGACAGAACUAGCCAAAUUUAUCUUCAUCACAUUCUUCGACAAUUGUUAAGAAGAAAUUUGGGGGUCCAUGCGUUGGAUCUGGCUCGUUGUUGUACAGAACUACCUUACUUCCCACAUGUCCUGGAAUUGUUGCUGCAUGAGGUGCUAGAAGCUGAAGCCACUUCAAAGGAACCAAUUCCAGAUCCCCUUCUUCCACGUGUGGUGGCCUUCAUUCAGGAGUUCCCAGAGUUCCUGCAGACUGUUGUCCACUGUGCCAGGAAGACAGAGGUUGCAUUGUGGCCCUAUCUCUUCUCUAAAGUUGGGAAUCCCACUGAUUUAUUUGAGCAAAAUAUGAAUCCAUUUUAUGAGGUAGGACACUUCUUUUGCAUUUAUUUCUGCUUGCAGUUCUCUCUUUAUUUAUAA
This is a messenger RNA of Acanthosepion pharaonis, 801 nucleotides long. NCBI's taxonomy places the organism in Eukaryota, Metazoa, Mollusca, Cephalopoda, Sepiida, Sepiidae. The record is from the annotation of a GenBank genome assembly.